AGUCUCUUCGAUCGCAACUUCCACACGUGUGUGGAGCAGUGGUAAACUUUCGAAGCUACACAACCGGUUUCACGUGAGACGUAAAACAUUGUAACGAGACUGUGCAAUUUUUAUGGUGGAUCUCAGGAGUUUUGAAAAUGGCAGAGAUAGUCCAACAGCGGCUAGAGGAUCGGAUCCCUGGACUGGAACAACUCGAAAGAGUCGGACUAUUCACGAAAAAAGAAGUGAGGUUAGUGAUAAAAAAAUCCACUGCCCUGGAGUACAAGCUGCACAGGCCGAUGCUAAGGAAAGAGGAUUUCAUCACGUACAUUGAGUAUGAGAUCGGUGUCUUGGAGCUGAUAAAGAAGAGAAGACUGCGCAUUGGCUACAACUUUAAGAAGGACGAGAUUGAGUUUCCCAUCAUGAGCAGAAUAAGCAGCGUUUUUAGGCGGGCAACAGCAAAGUGGAAGGAUGAUUUACAGCUUUGGCUGUCCCACGUUGCAUUCUGUAAGAAGUGGAAUAUGAAAACUCAGGUCAGCAAGGUGUUCUUGUCUCUACUGGCCAUCCAUCCAGACAAGCCAGCCUUAUGGAUCAUGGCUGCCAAGUGUGAGAUGGAAGACCGAAAUUCAUCUGAAAGUGCCAGGCACCUUUUCCUGCGGGCCCUGCGCUUUCACCCUAAAAACAAGAAAGUGUACCUGGAGUACUUUCGCAUGGAGCUCAUGCAUGCAGAGAAGCUGAGGAGACAGCAGAAGGAGUUGGAGCAGGCUGAGAUGGCCAUGGGCGAGUAUGAGUUCUCCAUGGAGAUCCUGAACGGCAAGCUAGCUGAAGUUGUGUACAAAGAAGCCACUGAGAAGAUAAAAGAUGCUGAGUUUGUGCUGUCCUUCCUCAACAUCGCUGCUCUCUUUGACUUCACAAAGGAGCUACAGGAGAUGAUCCUCCAGGAUCUACAGAAUAAGUAUGCAAAUGACCCCUUGACCUGGGACUACAUGGCCAAAUGUGAACUGGAGGCAGGUCUGGGAGCGGAAAUGGGAGCAGAACUGCAGAGCACCAAGGAAAAGGCAUCGGACACAGUCAGGAGAGAGGAGCGCAGCUGCCUGGUGUAUGAAGAGGGUCUGAAGAGCCUCCAAACAGAGGCUAUGUGGACCUGUUAUGCCACUUUCUGCUGGAAUAGGUUUAAGAGGAAAACCAAUGUCACUGAGCUGAAGGAAAAGAGGCAGGAGAGGCUGCUGACAGUAUUUCAGAGAGCCCAUGAUGCAUUGCUUCUUGAAGAGUCCUUCUACAAGAAAUGGGUCAAGGUCCUCCAGUCCACCGGUGAUGCUGAUGGUGCCACCAGAGUUGCCGUGGCAGCCACAAAGCGCUUCAGCCAAUCGGUGGAGACCUGGAGCUGCAGCCUGCAGACACUUAUGGAGCUGGGUAGUGCCAAUGUAGACGAGCUAUUCCAGGAAGCCCUGAAACACGUGAAUCCCAAGGAGAGCAUGGCGCUGUGGGUGCUGCAGUUGGAGUGGAGUGCAUCAACCCAGAGCCCCGAGGAGACGGAGGCCCUGUUCAAGAGAGGUUUAGCAUCCACAGUGCCUGCAGUCUCCAUGGAAGUGAAGAAGAAAUACCUUGACUGGUCUUACACAACGGGUGGAUACAAGAAGGCCAGACAGACUUUCAGAAGUUUGCAUGAACACCGGCCCUUUUCCAAGGAGUUUUUCCUCAGGAUGAUCCAGAUAGAAAAAGAACAGGAUUCUCUGAAGAUGAGCAACAUCAGAGAUUAUUAUGAGCGAGCUCUCCGAGAGUUUGGAUCGUCAGAUGAGGAUCUCUGGCUCGAUUACAUCAAGGAGGAGCGGGGUCCCCAUGGCCAGGCAGAGAAUUCUGGGUCAAUUCAUUGGCGGGCCAUGAAGAGCCUGGAGGGAGAGUGUGUAGAGCGUUUUGUGACUAAGUACACCCUCCUGCAGACUGGUCACAUAUAGACAAAACCCCUCUGUAAUCCUCCCCUAAGCAGCAGUUCCUCUCUUUCAACACUGUUUUCUGGUCCAACUUGUUCUGGUGAUUGUGCCACUGGGAGGAACUUGGCACCUCUCCCAUUCUCUUGUUUCUUAGUAAAUGUCUUUGGUUAGUUUUGGAUGUUCAAGAUUUUGACUUGAGUUCAACCCACAGUUUGUAAAUGGCGUUAUAGCUCUUUUUUUGCAAGAACACUUGCUUAUUCCAUUAAAACUUCAUUUACAAAUAUUUUCUCCCCAAAAAA
Scleropages formosus (Asian bonytongue) is the source of this 2209-nucleotide messenger RNA. RefSeq names its product UTP6 small subunit processome component (gene utp6). Bases 138 to 1934 code for a protein of 598 amino acids. Gene Ontology annotation, cellular component: Pwp2p-containing subcomplex of 90S preribosome; small-subunit processome. Lineage: Eukaryota; Metazoa; Chordata; Actinopteri; Osteoglossiformes; Osteoglossidae. Gene Ontology annotation, molecular function: protein binding; snoRNA binding. Gene Ontology annotation, biological process: maturation of SSU-rRNA from tricistronic rRNA transcript (SSU-rRNA, 5.8S rRNA, LSU-rRNA). The record is from RefSeq and is a predicted model, not a curated record. The transcript is spliced from 19 exons.